AUGGGAGGACUUGCGGACAGAGAACGGGGCGAGGGCGACGAUCAGACAGACGGAGAUUCUGCUCGGCCUGUUGCUCCUUCGCUGGGAUUCCAGGGCGGCGCACUCGGCGUCUCCGCCGGUGGAGAUAAGGUCCCUUCGGCGCCUUCGCGGCGCCCCAGCAGCCCCCAAGGGCCGUGUGCGUCUCCGUCGCUCUACCAGUCCGCUCCAUCCUUCUUUCCUGCCUCUUCUUUUCCGGAAUCUGCCGCUGACGACCCGUUUGACUCUGCCUCCCCUUCAUGUGGCUCCCCGCAGGCCAGUCUGCGGUCCCCCUUCUCCUCGACAGCUCCUGGGUCGCGCACAUCUCGCCCGAUUUCGUCUCAGGCGUCGACUGUUGCGUUACCUCACUGCUUGUCGCCCUCAUCGUCCCCGCAGAAGCCCCCCGAGGGAGCCCGGGGUGGCGCAGUCCCUGGCUUUCUCGUCGAGGCGACGGGCUACAGAUAUUUGCUCGGGGGCAUUCUGGUUUACCACGACGAGUGUGAGACAGUUCCUCGCCAGCCUAAGCAUGGCUCUGCGCCUGAAGUUGUCACCCCGCCCCUGCCGGCCGCGGCCCGGCAUGUCUCCCAGCGUGGCGUGCCAUUCCAUGCGCGUUCGUCUCCUCCGGCGCAGCUCACGUGCCACGAAAGCAGCGCGGGUUCAGUUCCUUCAGCAGGAGCUGGCGCCCGUCUCGCGACGAGCGAGAAACAGGACGAAUGCCCUCCGUCGCGGUUGAGGGGCGCAGGAUGGGGGCGGCCAGGUGGCGGCUGCUGCUGCUGCCGCGGCUGUCUCUGGGGGGCGUCAAGGAACGGCUCCCGUUCGGCAGGGCGUCACCCCGCGGCACUUGACCUCUCUUUGCCGGCUUCGGGCUCGCCAUGGCCACGCGUGGCUGGGAUCGGAGACGCGUCGCCGUCCCCUGAACGGGCCGCAGUCUCUCCGCACGCUGGUGGGGCGAUUGCCCCGGUCAAGGCUCCCGAUAGGGAGACUGCUGGUGCACCACGAGGCGACGGAGGAGACGCUCUGGAACCCUCGGGUACUCUGUCUAGCGUCGUCGAUGAGGGUCGAGAGCACGAUCUACCGAGACGCCCCAGCGGUCCGGACGCCCCUGAGGCGGACCCGCCAGCCAUCGCGACGGAUGGACUGCCCCUUCACGGUUCACCUGGCUUUCACUUCUCCCGGAAGAGGGCGAGAUCGCCCUCCUCCUGCCUCUGCUGUGCCAACGCAGCACUCUUCGCCUCCCGCUACGGACGGCAGGCGCCCUCUGUCCCUUGGGGCCUGGCGGCGGCGCUGUCGCGGACCGGGGCCAUGGGCUCCAGUGCAGACUCGAAACGUUCGCACAGGGCUGCUGAGCCCGCCCCGCCCAAAGCACGGAGCGCGAGGCCAGGAUGGAGCUGCUGCGUCUGCUGCUACGCCGGCAGCGCCACACGCGACUACCUAAACGUUCUGCCUGCGUACGCGCGGCCGCAGACCCUGGACGAGCUUCCGCUGAGUCUGCCCCGGCACGCAGAACCGUGGCGAGCGUCUCACGUCCUCCAGCUGGACUACGCGUGCGCUGGCAGGGUUCACACCAGCGCACCGCUGACAGGGGUGCCUACACCUCCAGAGACGAGAAGCAGGGACGUGGUGAGUGCAACCGAAAAGCCUACCAUCUCGUGCUCGUCAGAGCCGCCGCGCCGGCCGUCUCGCCUCCACAGCUCACGCAGAGGAGAUGAGCGGGGGGGGGGGGGGUGGGAGGGGGCAGGGGCGGGAGAAGGGGUGCGGCACAUCAGAGACAGGCCCUCUGUCUGGGAACAGGACACGCCUUCUUCGGUCUUUGGGAUCCCGUAUCGGGCGCGCUGCUGCAUGUCUGAGCUGCUCGGGAGGCAGGGUAAGGUGGUGACAGUGCCGCCGGAUGCCCUCGUGUUUGAUUCGCGGUUCGAGAGCGGGAACCUGAAGCUCGCCGUGCAGAACGCACAUCAGAAGGCGGAGUACCUGCUGCUGCUCAGACCGGAUGCGAACGCAGGAGCUGUGAAGACCUCUUGGUUUUUCUUCUCGGUCUCGAUGCAGGCGCACCACAACGCCGCCCUCCCCUUCACAGCCACCUUUAAAAUCGCGAACCUCGUCAAGUCGGACUCGCUCUUCGCGCACGGGAUGCGUCCGCUGACGUUCUCCGUCGCCGAGCAGCGAGACAACGGCGCAGCGGUCUGGAGGCGGCUAGGGGAGAACGUAAAGUACUAUCGCAACUGGUACCUGAAAGGCACCGACAUCGCUGGGGCCGGAAUCCGCUCGUCGCUCUCGGCGGCGGUUCCCUUUGCGUCUUAUCUCCAGUGUGCGGGGGCACCGCCUGCGCUGACUGCGUCUACGGGACGACGUGGAAGCCCGUCGCCUGGCUCCCUCGCUCCUGGCGUCGGCGCGGGCCUUCUCCAGCGUUCGGGCUCGGUCGGAGUCGGAGUCGCUCCGUCGACUCCGACUCCGGAAGCAGGAGGCCCCGGAGCAGGCCGAGGCCCAUCCGAGACAGGAGCAGCCACUCACGGCGGUGCGGGCACCAGAUUCAGCACGCUGGAGUUCACGUUCACCUUCAAACGCCCAAACGACACGGUGUACUUCGCCUCGGGUUGUCUGUACACCUACUCGCAUCUCCUCGACGUCCUUCAGUGCAUCCAAAGCCAGCCGGCCGCGGCGCGGGACGCGCUCUGCACGACGCCGGGCGGUCUCACGUGCCCCGUUCUCUGCAUCACGAAUCCCCUUCCAGAUUCCCUCUCGGGAUCGAGUAUUCGCUUCUCGCCUCCGGCGCCGUCCCUUGGGCGGCGGCGCGACGGUCGGCUGAGUCCCUCUCGACUUUGGCGCGCUGCUUCAGAGUGCGGGCCGGGACGCUCUGGUGCGCAGACGAGUGCAGCUGCCACGCGACAGCGCCCGCCGGGGCGUCAGCGGUGGCGCGCGCUCGACGGAGACCCUCGGUCGCUUUGCUUCGAUGGCCGCAAACAGGGCUUGGACUAUCACGUCGCGGCUUCGCUGCUUCAUCGGGGGUGCUCCCCGCGGGCGCGGCGGUCGCGUGCGUCGUUGUCUGUGCGCGCGGAAGACCCCGUUGAAGCGGCGCCGCGCAGAGGCACAGCGGAUGGAGUUGAGCAGGCCAACACGUGCCCAUUCCUACACCUGCAGGCACACGGAGAUGUAGACGGCAGCGAGCCCCGGCUCGCUCUCGCUACGCCUGCGCCGGACAGCCGUCGGUCGCUCUUGGACGCGCUGUCUCCUUCGCCGCCCGCAGACUACCCAUGGGAGCGCGCGCGCGAGGCGCCGCUUUCGCCUCGCUCCGCUCUGUCCUCUCCUCUCGGGCGCCCCCUGAAACUCAGUGAAAGAUGCUCUCUCUGUUCUCUGCGGUUCGACGCCGCCCCAUCGGAGGCGGGCUGCGCUGGCCAAGCGUCUCGAAGGGGAGGCGACAGGAGAGCCGGGGCGACGGGGGAGCCUGGAGCCCAACUGCAGUGGGAAAGGCCCAGUCCGACGGGUCUCGGGUCGCGAGCAACGGAGAGGGAUGCGAGCGAGCCGGAGGCGAAUUGGAGCCCGUCAGCCUCGGAGGCGCGCGGGUGUGGAUGCGCGGGCGGGACGGCGCUAGAGCGUGAAUCCACAGCCGAGGACGCAGAAGAGGCAGAGGCCGCGGGAGGGGAUCAGGAGGCACCGACCGGGGGUAUUUGUCUUGGGUACCGAGAAAACGAGCCGGAGCCCAGGCAGGGCCAAGCGAGCGAAAAGCGCCUGGCGGCAGAAGCGCCAGACACGAGAGUCCCGCAACGCUUGCGUGCCGCACACACACCGCGGAAGGAAGCCAACCCGGAGGCGGGCAUCUCGGCACUACCGGGCGAGCAAGGCAGGUGUCACUCUCCUUUUUCAUCGUUUGCUUCUCCUGGACGCGCAGCGAGCUUUUCGUGUUCAGCGGCGCUCAGCCCGACGCGGGCCUCCUGCAUGCGCUCAUCGUCCUCCUCCCCCCGGGGCAGUCCAGCGGGGGUGCCUCAGGCUUCGUCCCUUUCCACGACCCGCGAGCCAGCGGGUGCGGGGUCCCUUCGGGCCUCACUGUCGUCGCCCCCCGCCUGCGCUGUGCGUCUCUGGUCUCCACGCGCGGAGUGCGCGAGCGUUGUCUGCGGCUCUCGCGAGCGCCCAGCCACCGAAUCGCGGGCUCCGCCUCCGCCUUCCCUUCCUUCUUCGCGCUCACGGUUGGCCUCGUGCCUGCCGUGUGCGUCUCUUCGGGGUCGCGCCUCGUCUUUGUGUUCGUCCGCUCCCGCGUCGUAUCGUCUCCGGUCCUCCGCUCCUGUCUCAUCGUCGUUUCUUCCCUCUUCGCCAUCCUCGACCCGCGUGCAUCCGUCUCCUCCGGCGCCCGCCGCACGCGCGCAGGCAGCUGCCGAGGCUUCGUCUCCGCGGCCUCGCCGCGCGCCGCUCCCCCGCGAGGUGCCCCUGUGCGCGUCGUGCCGGCGGCCGCUGGUGGCGCCGUGGUGCCGACCGGUCCUCUUCGUCUCCGCCCGCGUGCAUCCGGGCGAGAGCGGCGCGAGCUGGGUGCUGCAGGGCUUGUUGUCGUUUCUGCUGGGGCCGGAGCCGCGAGCCGCGGCGCUCCGCGAGCACUUUCGAGUCUUUGUCGUCCCCAUGCUGAACCCCGACGGCGUAGUCGCCGGCAACAGCCGCUGCGCGCUGAGCGGCCAGGACCUGAACCGCGUGUGGCGGGAGCCGGACGCGCGGACGCAUCCUGCGAUCUUCUGCGCGAAGGCGCUGCUUCACCAGGCGCAGCUCGACAGUCGCGCACUCCUCUUCCUAGACCUGCACUCGCACUCGACCAAGCUCGACGUCUUCAUGUACUGCAACGCGGAGGAGCAGCCCGUGGAGCCUUCGGCGGGCGCCCCAGGGCGUCUGACAAGCGGCCUCUUGCCUGCGCUCCUCGAAAGCCGCUGUCCGUGGUUCUGUCGGUCAGAGUCUUCGUUCCGGAUGGAGAGGUCGAAAGAGGGCGCGGGGCGAGUGGUUUGCGGGCGGGAGCUUGGCAUCGUGUGUAGCUACACCUUGGAGGCGUCAGUCUUCGGCCCCGCACUUUCAACUACAUGGCCUCUGGCUCCGAACUCGCCUGCGUCAGGCGAUUGCUGGUCGGCGAGCGACGGCUUUUCUUCUGUGAGGCCUGGACUCUCUCGCGAGCAGAUUUCUCGCAAUGCUUUCGCUGCGUUUCCCUCGUCCUCGGCGUCGGCCGCAGGGGCGGCGGGCGUGCCGUCAACGGCCGCGGAGUCUCUCAGGCCCAGGGGGCAGUCGACAUCCCCGCCGUCAUCUCAACCUCUUUCCGCAGUUCCCGGGUCUUCAGAGACUCUCCAGGCCUCGUCCGCUGAGCUCUCCGGUGCUGAGGGACGUCUCGGCACAGCGGCCUUCUCCGCUGCCUUGACGGACCCGGCGGGCGUUGGGCCUUGUCCCUCAGUCAGCCGGGCGUCUCGCGGGAGGCGAAGCGCCUCAGAUGAAGCGGCGGCUGGCGCAGCCGCUGGAGCGCCUUCCGUGUCCUCGUCUCCGGCGUCGGCGUCGACCGCAUCCUCGGCGGGCGCGUCGCGUCUGGACCCCGGAUCCCGCGAGAAGCGGGCGAGCAGUGGAGGCCCGAAGGCCGCGCGGCGCCGACGAGCUGGUCGAGGGGCGUCGCUGCUGCCGCCAGCCACACUAAGCGAGAGUGACGCUUCGCCGACGCAAGAGCGGAAACCCCGUCCCACCGGCGCGGCGAGCGGCGAGGGCGGUGCAGGACCGCGGCCGCCGCGUAGAACCCGCGGAAGAGAGGAAGGGAAGAGAGUCAGGCGGAGGAGCGCGGCGUCGAGCGCUGGCGGCGGCCUCGAUGUUCCAUCCGCCGGUACCGAAUCCAGGGGCGAGCAGCGGCUAGCCUCCGAGUCGGACUGCGAGGGACGAGAUGGCCGGCGAAACGCGCCUGCGGCAGCUGGACUGUCUCCAGGGAUAGUGGAGGAACCUGAAGAGUCGGCGGCGGGACAGCGGGCCCCUUGUUUCUCCGGGCGGCGGCGCGACGCCCAUAGUGCCGCGAGAGCGGGUGUCGCGCGCGGGCCUCAGGUGGCUCAUUUCGUUGCGACAGUCGCGCGACGAGAACGAACUCCCAAAUCCCCUUCUCGAGAGGCGCCCGGCGCCGCGUCGCGCUCGAGGGCCCCUGCGGGCGACAGAAUCGCGGCGCGAGACAGAACGAAUGAGAGCAUGGACCGCGGCCUCGGCGCCGGAGCCGACCUCGGGGCAAGGCAGCCGCCACCCGCAUCCAGUGGCGGAGCUUCCUGGUUCACAGCAGCAGGCUGUGCCCCCGCUGUUUCUAGCGUACAUACGCCUGGCAGCGAACUGCCUGGAGGAGGAAGCGGAGGCGUCAGUGGGUCGCCAGCAGGUGUGUCUGGCGUGGGAAGUCGCGCCGCAACGCGCCAUUUUGAGCCAAACGAUCUGCAGCUGACGGGCUACCUGUUGGGCCUGUCGCUGUACGACUGUUUCACUGUGAUUGAGCAGGAGGCACCGCAGCUGCUUCUGCCUCCGCCGCCUCAGGAGGCGCGAGGGGCCGCGGUCGACGCCGCGACGCAGACGUCCCUUGUCUCCUCCGACGAGGCCACGGAAGGCGGAAAGACGUCGAGGGAACGCGAGGCGCAGAGGCGGAAGAAGCUCGUGCGAGCACCGGGCACGUCUGCCGGUGGCGAGCAAGAGGCGGCAGCCCAGCUGGCGGGCGGGUCAGGUGAAGACGCUGAACAUGAUCUAAACCGCGAGCAGCCGCAGGCGGAAGGAGCGUGCGUAAAAGCGUUGCAUGCCCAGAGAGAAGGCCGCACGAGCGCGGACCUGGAAAGCGAAGCUCCGCGGCCUGCGGAUGCCGAGGCUCAGGAGGCGCCUGAACAGGCGGAAGCCGGGGCCUCUCAAGACAAGAUAAAGGAAUGCCCAGAGUCUGAGAGGACAGCGAUGUCGCUGGCUGCCCUUUCAUUCGAUGCAGACAAAGGCGGUGGCUCGGGAUCCGUCUCCUCCACUCGGGGCGACGACGACACCGGCGUGAUCGGCGGAACUCUCAAACCGGCGCGCACGCGUUCACUGAAUCCGUGGCGAGCUGCGCCUGAGCGUGUGGAAAAGCUCGCGUCCUUCGCCAGCCAACCGACUGCGCAGCCCUUUUCUUCUCCUGCCCCCUCGUCCCUUCCUUCGGCGCCUGCGCCUGUCUCGUCCGCCAUCCUCUCGGCUCUGCGCUUCCUCCAUGAUCAACCGCUGGGGGGGGUGCCGGUCUCCGCCGCGACCGACGGCUUGUUCGCGGCGUCUCCUAGGCCGCUGUCUGCCCCGCAGGACGCCUACCUCACAGGCGGAGGCGUGUCGCGGCAUCCAAGCACGUUUGCUCGCUCAGACUCGCGUUUACUUGUUUCUGGCUGCAGCGGAAAGCGCCGCGAAGGCAUGCGGGCUGGCGGCAAAAGAAGCUGCGAAGCGCGAGGGGCGCCGGGGCCCCAGAGCUGGCAGCCGGAGGGCGACGCGACGCAGGACUGUUUGCCUGUGUCGCGGUCGGUAAAGCGAAGACCGGCAUCCUCCGGCGUCGCGGCGAGUGUCCCCAAGGUCGCACGAAAGAGGCACGAAGCUUCACAACCGGCCGCAGCGGGGCGCGCCGCCGCUGGCGCCGCUGGGGCCCCGCUCGGCUACAUGGAGGCGGGCGGAGCCUCGACAGAGGCUUCCAUGCCUUGUUCUGCGCAGCGAAGCGGCCGUCGAAUUUCGUCUGCUAACCGAGGAGGCGAAAUGCAGAAAGCCCGCAAACGCAACGGCGCGCUUCGCUCCUCGUUGCACGCGUUGGAUAGCUUGACAGCGGCCGUCGCGAGUCUCUUCUCUCCAAGCGGGUAUGGGAGCGCGGGGGCCUUGCCAGAGACCGCUUCGGCGGCGGCGAGCGCCUCCUUCUAUGCUCAAGCCUCCGCGAGUACGCAGACCCACAGCGCCGGCACUCUCUCCUGUGCGGUGAAGCAUUUGGACAGACAACAGCCUGAGGCUGGUUCAUGGGGGCGGGCUGAGGACAUCCAAGGCCUCCCGCAGGAACGCCACGCGCUGGUGCCCUCGAAGAGGCAAGCGACCGGGACGAAGGAGGCGCUGCUAGCCAGCCGCCACCGGAUGGGACAUACGGCUGUCUCGCCGCAUCUGCGUCUCCUUCUCGAGCAGUCGUCGCAGGCUCCCGCAGCCCUUUGUCGAGAAGACGGCAGCCAUGGCGAUGCAGCGCCUGUACGCGGCACGCGAGUCGAGGCAGCGAGUUGCCCUGGCGAGGGCGAAGCCGUGGUCGCAUAUCGCUCGGCGUCGCGCAGCGUGGAGGAUGGGGUGCCGCCAGACGAGACAUCGCCCGGAGCGCGAUUCAGGUUUCCGUCGAGCAGCUCUGUGCCAGGAGUCCAUAGAGGGAGACGCGUCAGUUUGGGGGACGGCGCCUUCGAGUUUUGGCAGCCUGCACCCUCCAACGCCGCCUUCUCUGCCUUCUCAGACAGCGGCGCUGAUGCCUCUCCAGGCCUGGCGGGACGCGCCGGGGGUUUUGGCGGAGACGGGUCUGGUCGGGCCUCCUCCACCCGGCACACAGGGAGCGUGUCUCCCGUGGUCUCCGCAGGCUGCGUCUCUGCGUCGCCGUCGCUCUCCAUCUUCCGCUCUUCCGGAUCCUUCUCCGCGUUGUCCCCUGCGUCGCUGAUUCGCUCGCCACCUGCUGCGGGCGGUCGCACGCGAGGCACCAAAGGGAAGCACGUGAGGGGAGACCGCGCUGCAGCAGGGAGAGGCGAAGAGCUCUCUUGGCCUCCUGUCGGCACUACACUCGCUUUCUCAUCGAACAGUAGGUGCUCCAGCACCGUGGAGCCUAGCCAGCAAAAACGCGGAAAAUGCCAUCAGACUAUGCGCUCCAGAGAGAGCUCGUCUCUCUCCCUCUCGGGAUCGCCCCUCGCCCGACGGCCCUCUAGCCAACGGUCCCCUCCGACCGCAGUCGGAGGGGACACUUUGGGGCUCCAGGCCGGAAGGACUCCAAGAUGGUCAGAGUCACCCGCGACGCAAAACAGCGUGGCUCGCGAGUACGGAGCACGGGAUGCAGGCGACUGUGUUGGGCUUCCGUUCGUCGCACUGCGGCGCGACGGGAGUGGAAAGCAAGUGACGGACGACGCAGGACUGUUUUUCGCUACUGGGAAGGGGAUCUUCGAAGCGCCGAAGCCACCCUGCGUUCUGGCGAAGGCCGUUUCGGCUCCUUCCAGCUUCAGUGCGGGCCUGAAACAGAAGGAGGAAGCUGCCGCAAGCGGCCACAAAACGCGGGACGAAGCGCCCCUGGACUACCACGCUUGGAUGACCAAGUCGGCGUCCGUUGGUAGAGAUCAGAAAUUCGGCAGAGGGCGACGAUGCGUGGGCUUGACGCGGGAGCUGGCGAAGAAAGGAGAAGCGGGCAGGCGGAGGCCCCCGGUGGCUCGAAGCGCGCCAGCAGACCACGUGAAAGAAGUAAAACGGCGGACGCCUUCUUCCGCUUCCGCAAGUCUCGCUGCGCACUCAGAAAGGUGCACACGAGAGCAAAGGAAUCAGGUUCAUCCAGAAGAGACAAGUCGAGGACAUUCCGAUCCGUGUCCCAGAGCAUCACUCUUCUCUGUCGCUGACUGA
Messenger RNA from Besnoitia besnoiti, 9588 nucleotides. RefSeq lists its product as uncharacterized. Gene Ontology annotation, biological process: proteolysis. The record is from RefSeq and is a predicted model, not a curated record. The transcript is spliced from 8 exons. NCBI's taxonomy places the organism in Eukaryota, Apicomplexa, Conoidasida, Eucoccidiorida, Sarcocystidae. Gene Ontology annotation, molecular function: zinc ion binding; metallocarboxypeptidase activity. The coding region runs from base 1 to 9588 and encodes 3195 amino acids.